Molecule: messenger RNA, 3522 nt
Organism: Macrobrachium nipponense
Lineage: Eukaryota; Metazoa; Arthropoda; Malacostraca; Decapoda; Palaemonidae
Product: beta-galactosidase-1-like protein 2
Exons: 15
Coding region: 461-2452 (663 amino acids)
Biological process (GO): carbohydrate metabolic process
Cellular component (GO): vacuole
Molecular function (GO): beta-galactosidase activity
Source: RefSeq, a predicted model, not a curated record
AACUGCCCGGCCGCGGCCGGACGCCGGAUGCCAGUUGACGUUAAUGUCGCGUGUGUUAACGAAGUGAUAACGUCCGCGGAACUAAUUGGAGUCCAUAGCUAUCUGUAUAUGACCGUAAAGUCCAGCGGAUUCAAAGAAGACAUUGGUAAAGGGUAAAAGUUUGUGAAAUGUCUCUUGCAACACGUACGUUAGUGAUCACUCACAAGUGUGAGAACACUGACCAGUACGACGUCGUUUAAAAACCACACCCGGGAAUCAUGUCUAGCCUAGUCGUUGCUCGAACUUUCGAAGUUACAUUUCAUUGCUUGGAUAGGGUUGCAGGAGUGGUCGAAUGAUAUCACGUUCAUGCCACAAGAAAUUAUCGCAAUCAUCGAUCGAAAUAUAACCCUGGGAAAAUGAAGUUCCCUGGACAUCUCGUUUAGUCUACUGGGUUCAUCCGAGAGAAGACUUGUUUCCCUGGAUGGUCGGAGAAGCAAACAUGACAUCUUGGCUCUUUCGACUCUUCGUUUGCAUCUUGGGUUGGAAGUCAUGUCACGGCCUCGGUUACUACGACUACUACGUGCCCGAGGGCACCAUCAAGGCCGGACUGGUAGCUAAGGGUGACACCUUCACCCUCAACGACAAAGACCUCACCAUCUUUUCCGGUUCACUCCACUACUUCCGGGUUCAUCCGGACUACUGGCGGGACACUCUCAAGAAGUUCAGGGCUGCUGGACUGAAUGCUGUUCAGACUUACGUACCCUGGAACCUCCACGAGCCCAGGCGAGGAGUGUUCGACUUCGGAGACCUAGACGAGGACAUGUCGGCAUUCCUGGACUUGCGCUCAUUCCUCCAGAUGGCUCAGGAAGAAGAUCUCUUCGUCCUUUUCAGACCUGGGCCUUAUAUCUGCUCCGAGUGGGAAUACGGAGGACUGCCCAGCUGGUUACUGCGUGACGAAAAUAUGAGAAUGAGAAUUAACUACGAAGGCUUCAUGAAUCCCGUCCGUGAUUACUUCAACAACCUGCUUCCUCGCAUUGCUGAUCUUCAGUUUACUCGAGGAGGACCUAUCAUUGCUGUUCAGAUAGAGAACGAGUAUGGCAGCGUUGUAGACGCGAGAGAGCCUGAAGGAAAAGCCUACCUGGAAUUUCUGAAGGAGACUCUGACAGCCAAUGGGCUAAAUGAGUCACUGUACUACACCUCUGACGGAGUCUUAGGGAAUGAGGACAGAGGAGCUGUAGAAGGAGCCUUAAUAACGGCGAACUUCAACGAAAACCCAGAGGAAAAUUUGAACAAACUGAAGCAAUUACAGCCUGACCGACCCCUGAUGACCACAGAAUACUGGACAGGAUGGGUUGAUACCUGGAUGGCCGAUUCGCACAUCGUGACAGAUCCGAAGAAGUUUGGAGCAACGCUGGAAGCCAUUCUGCAGCGGAAUUCCUCCGUCAAUAUGUACAUGUUCAUUGGCGGCACCAGCUUCGCCUUCAUGCCCGGCGGCGGUUUUGGAGAAUCGUGGCCCUUCUACUUUUCGGACACCACGAGUUACGACUAUGACGCUCCGUUGUCCGAAGCAGGAGACUACACUGAGAAGUACACAGUUGCUAAGGACGUUAUAGCAAAAUACAAUCCUUUAGAGGGAGUUGUUGAUCAUCCAGAAAAACCUCCUCAACGAGAAAAAAUAGCUUAUGAUAAGGUAGCCAUUGCUGAGCACCUGGAUUUUCCAACUUUACUGGCGCAGCAAACGAGUGUGGAAGUCACGGAAGGGCCUUGCAGUAUGGAACAGCUACCCGUCAAUGACAACAACGGCCAGUCCUACGGGUACAUCUCGUACACGACGCAUGCGUACUUGACACCCACCUCGCAGCUACUCAUCACAAAUCAUGUAAGGGACUUAGCCCAGGUCUUAGUUGAUGGUGUUGUGAUGACGAAGCCUUACAGCACUCCUGAGGAUGUCAAUGGGUUUGGCUUCUGGAACGGAAAAGACCAAGAACUAGACAUCCCUGGUAGUAACGAAGUGGCUGAAGUGACUAUCAUGGUUGAAAACCUUGCGAGGAACAACUUUGGUGGUCCUGAUGAUUUCAUUGAAAAGAAAGGCAUUUGGGAAGGCUCGGUUUUCAUUGAUGGUAUUCAGAUUGACGAGUGGGUCAUCCAUUCGAUGGAAAUGAAAGGAAAGCAGGUUGCAAACUACACUGGUUGGCAGCCUUUUGAAGGGCCCUUAGAAACCCCUGCCAUGUAUCGUGGGGUCUUCGAAAUCACAGAAGCUCCAAAGGACACCUUCCUUGACAUGAGUGGAUGGAAUAAAGGAGUCGUUUUCAUUAAUGGAUUUAAUGUUGGUAAAUACUGGAAAGAAGGACCUCCUAGGACUCUGUAUGUUCCAGGCGCUUUACUUCAAAUCGGAUUGAACGAGAUUAUUGCAUUUGAGCAGUAUACGCCAAGCAGUGAAUUCAUCUUCUCAACAGUUCCUAUCCUUGGCUGAAGGCAGUGGUGUACUGUAUACUAGCGCCUUCAAAAUGAGUUCUUCCAGGUUUAUCUGGGAUUUUAGGAAAUAUGAAUGCGAUAUAUUUUAGUAAUUUUUGCUUAAACAAUAAACAUACUUUAUAAAUUGCACAUCUGUCAUUCAUCAUUUUUAUAACCAUUGGUAUGAUGUCAGUGUACAAGUCUUUCUCUAUCCUCUUCACUCAAAAUCUGUAUUAAUCAGUUAGUUGAAAUUGAUCACUGUCUGAUAACUGUAUUAGGAGAACAUAUCUCCAUCCAAACCAUCAUGUGUUAGUUUUAUAGCCCAAAUGUGUGUCCAAGCUUAUUCUGAUUACUCCCAUUACCAACCCAAACUAGAUUCCCAAUCGGGAAAUGGUACCAUCAGUACACCUCACAUGGUGCAUUGUAGGCUUUACUAAAGAGUGUUUGCAGUGUCCUUUUGGCCGCUAAUUGCAUCAAGUGUUAGUCUACUUUACAUCCUUUACUUUUUUUAAAUUUUAGUUUGGUGGUCUGGUUAACAGCAAAAUUACUCAAUAACAGAUUUUUUAGUCUGAGUAUUUCAUCGUUAGGUUUUGGGUAAAAACAGAUAUAAAUAUUUGUACUGUACCUAGGAAAGGUGUAAAUAUUUUUUUCACCCGUUAAGACUCAUUUCGUUCUUUUAUGAAAUUUAGGCUGUAAAGUUAAGCGCUGUUUAAUGUGAAUCAUCGAGUCUGGUUGUAUGCUACUGUCCUCCACUGAUUGCUUAUGAAAGCUGCACUGUUUCGAUUCUUGUCGAGUCUCAUUUGAAAUAUUGUCUUGUACACAUAACAGUACAGAAUUUCGGUUAAUUGUCAUGGGAAUAUGUCCUUUCAGUAUAUAGGGUAUCUUCAAUUAUGCAUUGCCAAGUAACUCCCACCUGGACAUCACAUUGAGACCCGUGAAGGCAAAUGCUAGUGUGUAAAUCUGCCUGAAAGCAAAUUCUUUCCCAUAAAUAAAGACAUUGAGUAACAGGUUCAUUAUAAUGAUUUUGUUCAUCGUGACAACAAUUUAUCACCCUUUUAGUCGAAACCAAAUAAAAAUUAUUAUUGCCUA